AUGGUUUACCAAGCAGAAUCAGCUAAAUGGAAAGCUUAUCAAUUCAGCGACCCUUUUGCUGCAGGAUCUUUUUUCGUUUGUAAUAAACUAAAUCGAUUCUUUUGUCGUCCAGACUGCGAUGCUAGACCUAGAACUAACUUGAAAUCGGAAAUUAAAUUCACGAACACCGCCAACGAAGCAGUCCAAUAUGGUUUCAUACCCUGUGAAUCAUGCGACCCAAUGCACAGCACUGCCAUUGAUGUUGGUUUACUCAUCAAGUGUGUAUCGUCAGUAAACACCAAGAUUGGAUUUAUGCCACCCUUGUUGGAUGAAAAUGAGGAUUUAAACUCGAAAAGGAUCAAGGAAAACAUAAUGGAAUCAAAGAGGGUUAACGAAGUACAGAUUUUAAAGACUAUUGGUGGCGAACACGCUCUUGGUUCAUCCAGACGUGCUUCAAUGCCUGCUGCCGGUCCAACCUUCAAUGGUGGUAAAGGAGUGAAGGAUGCUGAAUACACUUCACUUUCAAAGAAUGACUCCGAUCAUUACCGUUUAGUUGAUUUGGCAUGUCGUCAUUUGGCCCUUGCUGCUGCAGUUAAUGUGUUUCAGCCUAAACCACUUGCACCCACUCCGGAGGAAAGUAACUCCCCCGCUGCUAAUGGUUCUUCAAGCAACGGUGGCUCUAAGAAGAGGAGAAGAAGAGGUGGUGUGCUUGGAUUUAAAGAAUUGGCUGCCAAGUCCAAGUUGAGUGCAUGGCAUUUCCAUAGAGUUUUCAAAUCAGUCACUGGAUUGACACCAAAAACUUAUGGUGACAAAUGCUGGGAAUUUGUCAAGAAAGUCAAAGAAAGUGGAGAAUACACAUCAUUUGAAGCUUACAACUCUCCUCAAUCACAAUCGCCAAAAUCCACCACACCAAACUCGCCAAUGGUGAUGUCGUUGCAACAACACCAGCCAAAAGAAGCUAAACAACCAGUUAGCAAGAAGGUUAAAUUGGAACCAUCGUUGGAAUCGUCAUUAUCGCCGUCGUCGUCGCCUGCAUUGUUUACUACCCAAUCGGUUGCUGAUGAAAAGAAGUUGGCUGUACAAUCAAUAACCCCACCACAAUCCGCUUCGAUAACGGGUCAAUUUCCACACCACCUUCAUAAUCAUCAACAACAAAUGCAACCAAUUACUCCACCAAACCAAUACACUUCACCAUCAGUAAGCCAAAUAAACACAGUACAAUCAGUUAUACCCGAUGCCUUUUACUCGGGAAACCAUCAACACCAACCAUCGCUUGACGAUCAAUUACAAGCAUUGCCUAACUUGGACUUUGAUUUGUAUGAAGGAGGGGAUUUGCAACAACAGCAAUCACUACACAUGAAGGCAUUUUCAUUCCCUGACUUGUCUAAGUUCCGCACUGAGUCGUUGUUUAGCAAUAACAACAACAACAACAACAACAACAUCGGCCACCAACAUCAUUACUCAACCAAUUCAGCCAACCCAUCAUUGUUCCAAUCCAAUGAAAAUAGUGAUAGCACUACUGCUGUUGCUGCUGCAUUACAAACUGGUUCGCUAGAUUUAGGCUUUGAAGAAGAUGCUGGUGCUGUUGGUGCUGUUGACUUUAGUGACUACAUUAACAAUACUGCCACUACACAAGGUAACUACAGCAACCAAUUACAAGCACCAUUACCUUCAUCAUCUACCGCAUCAUCCACACACAUUCCAAGUCAAAGUCUAGACUCUAUAGCAUUACCAGAAGAUGGUGAAUUUGAUUUUACUGAUGCAUUUACACAAGAUGUAUUUACUCAACCUACUUCGGCUACUGAUUCUACAUUUUCCCCAUUUGAUACCACUGCUAUUAGUGCACCAGGAACUGGCUUAACUUUUAAUGAUGAAUUGGAUUUCACCAUGAAUCCACAAUUGGUUUCAAGUAUUAUAGAUUAA
Messenger RNA from Lodderomyces margitis, 1902 nucleotides. RefSeq names its product Adaecp (gene ADAEC). Gene Ontology annotation, biological process: DNA repair; regulation of DNA-templated transcription. Gene Ontology annotation, molecular function: DNA binding; zinc ion binding; methyltransferase activity. The record is from RefSeq and is a predicted model, not a curated record. Lineage: Eukaryota; Fungi; Ascomycota; Pichiomycetes; Serinales; Debaryomycetaceae. Bases 1 to 1902 code for a protein of 633 amino acids. The transcript has a single exon.